Molecule: messenger RNA, 745 nt
Organism: Lathyrus oleraceus (garden pea)
Lineage: Eukaryota; Viridiplantae; Streptophyta; Magnoliopsida; Fabales; Fabaceae
Exons: 1
Coding region: 82-582 (166 amino acids)
Source: RefSeq, a predicted model, not a curated record
CUUUCUUCUUCAACUAAUAACAACAUUUCCACAUUUCCACCACUCGUACAUAACUCGCCGGACUCACUGAGUCACAUCACAAUGGGGAACUGUACCUCCUCCGAUUCAACACGCGUUGCAACGGCGAAGCUUAUUCUCCAAGACGGAAGGUUACGAGAGUUUUCUUAUCCUGUCAAGGUUUCUUACCUCUUACAGGAGCAUCCGUCGUGUUUUAUAUGUAACUCCGACGAGAUGGAUUUCGACGAUGUUGUCACCGCCGUCGAUGAAAACCAAGUGUUGCAACUAGGACAGCUUUAUUUCGCUCUUCCGUUGAGUUGGUUGAGGCAACCGUUGCAGGCUCAGGAGAUGGCUGCAUUGGCCGUUAAAGCGAGUUCCGCUCUCAUGAAAAGUGGCGCUUCCUAUAAAUGCGGUUGUGGCGGGAAACAGAUUAUGUUCUCCGGUGAGUGUGACGCUAAGCGUGUUUCACCGGCUGGCGUUUCUGGCGGUGGUACUGUACAGAGAUCGAGAAGAGGAAGAAAUACAAGAAGCGGUAGUGCCGGUGUUGAGAAGUUUGCGGCGUUGUUGAGUUCGAUUCCGGAGUAGGGUUAGUUUCGGAAGAAGAUAGUUGGUGGUUAUUUUUAUUUUGUAGAUAUUUUAUUUUUGAGAUUUUUUUAUUUUUAUUUUUUGUGUAGAGUGGUUUUAGUGAACAAAAUGGAAGCAAUUUUAGAUUCUUUGGAGUUAGAUUGAAAUUUGGAUAUUCCGUUAA